AUAUAUAUGGAGGCUUUUUCCUGCCGGGGAGAGGGCAGUUUGAAUUUUCUGUUUCUGGUUGGUUUCCAUUAUCUGAUCUGAUUUAUUACCUUUUCCUUUAGGCACAGGAAGGAGAUCUUAGGUCUAUAUUUCGACUGCAAAAAUGUCAGGUGAAACGGUUGAAGUCGAAAAGCCUGCGCCAGCUCUUGGUGAGCCUAUGGAUAUCAUGACAGCCUUACAACUUGUCUUAAAGAAAUCACUGGCCCACAGUGGGCUUGCUCGAGGGCUCCAUGAAGGUGCUAAGGUUAUUGAGAAGCAUGCUGCACAGCUCUGUGUAUUGGCAGAAGACUGCAACCAGCCAGAUUAUGUUAAACUGGUCAGAGCACUUUGUGCAGACCAUAAUGUGAGCUUGAUAUCAGUCCCAAGUGCUAAGACUCUUGGUGAAUGGGCUGGGUUGUGUAAAAUUGAUCCAGAGGGCAAGGCUAGAAAGGUGGUGGGUUGUUCCUGCGUUGUUGUAAAGGACUAUGGGGAAGAGUCAGAGGGUCUUAACAUUGUGCAGGAGUAUGUGAAGUCACACUGAGUUAUAAUAGUAAGAAACUCCAUUAUAUGAGGUUUUGGACCUGAGAAUCAACCAGUAGGCAUCUUCCUUUUUAAAUUUUCCCUCUCUUGUUUUAGGGAUUGCUUAAUCAGAAAGUUUUGAACUUUUAAUUUUGUUGUAUGUGAGAGUUAGAAUGGAGAAAAUAUGGUUCUCCAAAAUUUUUAAAGGAGUAUAGCUUUGCAUA
Molecule: messenger RNA, 761 nt
Organism: Telopea speciosissima
Lineage: Eukaryota; Viridiplantae; Streptophyta; Magnoliopsida; Proteales; Proteaceae
Product: 40S ribosomal protein S12-like
Exons: 4
Coding region: 143-559 (138 amino acids)
Biological process (GO): translation
Cellular component (GO): cytosolic small ribosomal subunit; ribosome
Molecular function (GO): structural constituent of ribosome
Source: RefSeq, a predicted model, not a curated record